Rotaria sp. Silwood2 is the source of this 903-nucleotide messenger RNA. Lineage: Eukaryota; Metazoa; Rotifera; Eurotatoria; Philodinida; Philodinidae. The record is from the annotation of a GenBank genome assembly.
AUGAAUGAUUAUGUAUCUCAAUUGGAAUUAUUACCAAAUGAAAUUUUAAUUGAAUUAUUUCGAUAUUUCAAUGGUCAAGAUCUUUUUCAAGCAUUUUAUAAUCUUAAUAUUCGUCUCAAUCAAUUAAUUCAAUCUUUUAAUAAUCUAAAACUUGUUUUUUAUUUGAAGAGAUCGAAUAAGAAUCUUAUCAAUGAUAAUCAUAUAUUUCCUUUAUGUGUUUAUACUCUUAUUGUUGAUUCUAAUGUGGAUGUUAAUCUUAAUCAAUUUCCAAAUGUUCACCGUCUUAAAUUCGAAUGGUUUUCAGCAAAAGAACUUGUACAACUUUGUACGAACGUCCUUCCUUAUUUAGAAGAACUCAAUUUAGUAUAUAUAGAAACAUUAUCAACAAAUAAUGCAUCAUUAUCUUUACCGAUACUUCGUAUUUUAAAAGUUCGAUUUAUUAAUUUAUCGAUGUAUCAAACAAUUCUAUCUGGUUGUCCUAAUUUAUAUUAUUUUAAAUUAUGUAUAUUUACUUCCGAAGAAUGUUUAUUAAAUAUUCCAAAACAUAAUAAUCUUAAAAGAUUAAUAAUCAAAGUUGGCGAUGUUAUUUGGCCUUGGAAUGAUCAUUUAUUUAAUUGUUAUUUAUCGUGUGUACCUAAUCUUGAACAUUUUAAUGUUCAUCGUUUAUUAUAUAUUUCAAGAAUAAGAGAUUCUUUUCUAAAUUAUGAUUGGCUUAUAUCAAUUAUAUCUAUUCAUUUACUAAAGCUUCAUCGUUUUUAUUUUUAUCUACGUACUUCCCAACCAAAAAAUAUAAAUAAACUUAAUACAGAAAAAAUUAUUAAUCAAUUAAAAGAAACUUUUCUGCAAGUACACAAUGGUCAAUGUCAAUCGCAAUUAAUUAUAGAAUGUUCAUUUUUAUGGUAA